Chroicocephalus ridibundus (black-headed gull) is the source of this 4510-nucleotide messenger RNA. It is a transcript of the gene FRMD5, whose product is annotated as FERM domain containing 5. The record is from RefSeq and is a predicted model, not a curated record. Lineage: Eukaryota; Metazoa; Chordata; Aves; Charadriiformes; Laridae. The transcript is spliced from 14 exons. Gene Ontology annotation, molecular function: cytoskeletal protein binding. Gene Ontology annotation, cellular component: cytoskeleton. The coding region runs from base 239 to 1960 and encodes 573 amino acids.
GCCCGGGCACGGGCACUGCGCUUCGCUCCGCGCCGCUCCGCGCAGGGCUCCGCUCGGCCCCGCAGCGGGGGCAGGGCCGGGCCGGGCCGGGCCGAGCCGGGCGGGGGGGGGGGGGCGCGCCCACCGCACCGCACCGCACCGCACCGCACCGCACCGCACCGCACCGCACCGCGGGGAUGUGAGCGGAGGCUCCGCCGGCAGCGCCCGCCGCUCCGCGCCCGCUCCGCGCCCCGGGAAGAUGCUGAGCAGGUGGAUGAGUGGCAGCAGCAGGAACCUGGACCGCGAGUACAACUGCACCGUGCGGCUGCUGGACGACAGCGAGUACACCUGCACCAUCCAGAGAGAUGCCAAGGGCCAGUACCUCUUCGACCUUCUCUGCCACCACCUGAACCUGCUGGAGAAGGACUACUUCGGCAUUCGGUUCGUGGACCCCGACAAGCAAAGGCAUUGGCUGGAAUUUACCAAGUCGGUUGUGAAGCAGAUGAGGGCCCAGCCUCCCUUCACCAUGUGCUUCCGCGUGAAGUUCUACCCCACGGACCCCGCUGCCCUGAAGGAGGAGAUCACCAGGUAUUUAGUCUUCCUGCAGAUAAAAAGGGAUCUCUACCACGGCCGUCUCCUCUGCAAGACUUCGGAUGCUGCUUUGUUGGCCGCCUAUAUCCUUCAAGCCGAGAUUGGGGACUACGACCCAGGGAAGCACCCGGAAGGCUACAGCUCCAAGUUCCAGUUCUUCCCCAAACACUCGGAGAAGCUGGAGAGGAAAAUUGCAGAGAUCCACAAGUCGGAGCUGAGUGGGCAGACACCAGCUACUUCAGAGCUGAAUUUCCUCAGGAAAGCCCAGACUCUGGAGACCUACGGGGUUGACCCGCACCCUUGCAAGGACGUGUCGGGGAACGCGGCGUUUUUGGCCUUCACUCCCUUUGGUUUUGUUGUUCUGCAGGGAAACAAGAGAGUGCACUUCAUCAAGUGGAACGAGGUGACCAAAAUGAAAUUCGAAGGGAAGACUUUCUAUUUGUACGUAAGUCAGAAGGAGGAAAAGAAAAUUGUUCUUACCUAUUUCGCCCCGACGCCAGAAGCCUGCAAGCACCUCUGGAAGUGCGGGAUAGAAAACCAGGCUUUCUACAAGUUGGAGAAGUCGAGCCAGGUCCGGACGGUGUCCAGCAGCAACUUGUUCUUCAAGGGAAGCCGGUUCCGAUACAGUGGCCGCGUUGCAAAGGAGGUGAUGGAGUCCAGCGCCAAGAUCAAGAGGGAGCCCCCUGAGAUUCACCGGGCAGGGCUGGUGCCGAGCCGGAGCUGCCCCUCCAUCACCCACGGCCCCCGCCUGAGCAGCGUGCCCCGCACCCGGAGGAGAGCUGUGCACAUCUCCAUCAUGGAAGGCCUGGAGUCUCUGCGUGACAGCGCCCACUCCACCCCGGUGCGCUCGGCCUCCCACGGCGACGCCUUCGCGGCCCCCGGCCGGAGCGGCCGCGCCGAGAGCAGCGAGCGGGUGGCCGUCAUCGCCGACGAGAACUACAGCCCGGCGGACAGCGUGCUGCCCACGCCGGUGGCCGAGCACAGCCUGGAGCUGAUGCUGCUCUCGCGGCAGGCGAACGGGGCCCCGUGCAGCAUCGAGGAGGAGAAGGAGUCGGAGGCCGGCACGCCGGCGGCGGCCGAGGCGGAGGAGGCGGGCGGCGAGCUGCGGGCCCUGUGCCCGGGCGCCGGCGGCCUGGGGGCGGCGCAGGCCGAACAGGUGAAUAAGUUUGUUUUAAGUGUCCUCCGUUUGCUCCUUGUGACAGUUGGACUCCUCUUUGUUUUGCUCCUCCUCCUGAUCGUCCUUACCGAGUCCGACCUUGACACUGCCUUUUUCCGUGAUAUCCGCCAGACCCCCGAGUUCGAGCAGUUCCAUUACCAAUACUUUUGUCCCCUCAGGCGAUGGUUUGCCUGCAAAGUCCGCGCCGUGGUAAGCCUGCUCAUUGACACCUGAAGGCAGGAGUCGCCCGUAACUAGCCGGGGGCCUGGGGAGAGACCCGCCGCCGUCCUUCGGCACACUCACUAAUCCUCCCUUCCCGACCCGCGGCGCGGCCCCGGAGGCGGCUUUCCGGGAGGAAGAGGGGGGGUGGGCGCAGCCCCCGGGGCCUCCUCCUCCCCGCGCCCAGCCGCGCUGCUGCUCCCACCCCUGGAGCCCGCACAACACCCUACCGCCCCGACUCACAGACGCGCGUACGACUGCGGAAGCACCGAGCAAAGAGAGGAAUUUAUUUCACUCUUGCCACCCAUCAUCGUGCGAGCAUCAGCCGGGAGGCUCGCGAUGCUGCGUUACGCAGGAGCUUUAGCAAUGGUGCUACUGAGUAUUGAGUUAAACACUCGUGUGCUGGUACGUUAUUAAAUCCGGCACGGCGCACGCCACCACCGCCACCUCCCAAGUACUGCUUUGCAGAAUCCCCUCCCUGCUACCCGGAGCCUCCUACGUGGCGAUGCGCGGCGUGAUGCUGUCAGGGGACGCCCAGCGUCGCCCGGUCCCAGGCGCGCGACCGGCCCCCGCGGCACAGCAUCGCCCAGCGACGGGCAGCCCUCGCCCCGCGCGGCGCACACGGCCUCUCCUCACGGCUGCUGAGCCUUGAAGCGCCGGUGCUCCCCAGGGCAGGGAGAGCUCGCCCGGCACCCCUGGCCAAGCCCGGGCGCGUCGCCAGUAGGGACGGUGUCGGAUUUAUUAGGAAGACCUUUAGCCUCCGAAAGUCGUACCUGUUUUGUACAAAAAAAAAAAAAAAAAAAAAAAAAAAAAAAACAAAAAAAAAACCACAACACCAAAACAAACAAAAAAAAAGAACAACAAAAAAAAGAGACUGUUUCAAGGUCUAUUUUAACAACGAAAUGCUAUUUUGUUAUCGAAUCUAAUCAAGUCUUUUUUUACGUUCCGGAUGGGGUGACAGAGGUGCGCUGUACCGAGCGGUUCAUGUUGAGCAAAUGGUUUAGGAGUAAACGCUUUUGUAGCCCGGAAGCCUGACACCAGAUUAACCCGUUGCUAGUUUUGGAAUAGAGAAAGGAGCUAUAAUUUUGUGACUUUUCUGACGAUAAAAAGGACAGAACUACAAGAGUGGAGGUGACACUGAACAAGCCAGUGGACGACCAUUAGACCUGUCUGUUCUUAAGCAAAAAUCAAUAAAAAACCAACUCAUCACACUUGUGACAUAACCACCAGGACCUUCAGUGACCUGGGAAGCAGAAGUCUAUGUACACAGGGAGCAAUAAAAGCCAGUUCUGUUAAGUUUUGGUUGAGAAGUUGGACAAACUUAACAAAAAAAAGGUGAAAACAGGUGAGCAAGUUUUAUUUCAUCUCAGGGAGAGAUUUUACGCAAGCUGGGGCCAUAACUGCAGUUUUAAAAAGCCUGAUUUCCGUGUUCUUGUCUCUGAGCAUCCCCCAUCCAUCACCCCACGCCGAGGCCGGCUCCUGCCCGCUCCAGAGCCGCUCAGCCGGCGCCCGGCGAAGGAGCCCCACGGUGACGGUGGGCGAUCCAACCCCACGACAAGUUGGCCAGACUUGGCUCAUUUGUCCCUGCAAUAAAGAGAGAGCUCGUUAACCACUGUUGGUCGGGGUUGGGGCGGGGGGGAUGAAGGCCCGAGCCGCUGUGUCUCACCACUGAGGAUGCAUCCGUGGCCCCCGCUCCCAGCAGAAGGGCCGAGGAGGGUUUGGCGUGGAGCCCCCCCAGCUCUUGGGCAGGCAGGAGACGCUACGGGCGCUGCCAGGAGGCAGAGGAUGGAUUUAUUUUAAUUUUUUUUUACACAAUAUCCUGUUUUAUGCAACAUAGCAAAAUUAACUUUUAGUGUAGUGUUCCUACCUCAGUCCGUAGUUCAUGGUGUUUCUAUGCAGUGCGUGGUAGUCCCAAACCUGAUGUUUCUCGCCCCGGGUUAAAGAUGCAGCGUGUUCCCCCCCCCACUGCUGAUGUACCGGUGAUGUCCCGACAGCACAGCCCUCGCCAGCGCGGUGCCCGGCCCCGCGCCCCGGCACGAGCCGUCCUCCUUCCAGCCCCAGCGCAGCCUCUCGGUCCUGCCCUUGGAAACCCUCCACAGCGGCUUACUCUAGACUAGCCAUUAAUGCCAGCCCUAGUUUACCUCGGCAGUUUUCACCCAGCGUUUUACUGCAAAACCACGAGAACUGGUGAUUUUUCGUUGUCUGUUUUUUCCUGUACGUUCCAUAUUACGUCUUGUGUUUCACCACCUGUUAGUUUUACCUGUCUUUAUAUUAAAAUGUUGUUUCCAUAGAUUCUUAUAUCAGAAAAAAAAAAAAAAAAAAUAAUCUCGUAAUAGCAUACUGCAUCUUUAAGCAGUAGAUGGUAAAAUACCUGAAAAUGUGAAUUUCUUAGUUUUCAUAAAAAAAGAAUCUAGAAAUUAACCUUUCAUGUGCCAAAUACUGUAAGUUACAUUUUUUUCCUUCAAAAAUGUACCUUUUCUACAUAUUCAAUAUCUUAGUUAGCAUAAAAUCAUUGGUGCCAUGAAAAGUAUUUUUAAAUUUAAAUAAAUAUUUAAAUAUCAUGAA